AUGCCUCUUGCGUGUUUUGAGACCUACAGCAAUCUCCAGAAAGAUGAUGACUGCUUUAACGCGCGCUUACAAGAGAUUAACCGCGAAAUACAGGACAUUUUAGUUAAAACAACUCAACAGCGUGAGGAUUAUCUCGGCCCGUCUUGUGUGUCACCACAGCUUCGACAAACCAUUAAAAGUGAUCUGCAAGGUAUAGCUGGACCGCCUGCAGAUGUUCCAGCAACUACCCCAUCAAACUUAUUUUACGAAAGCCUAGCUGCUAAACAGAUACUGCAGUGUACGGAAGACCAGUUGCGUGCUCUGUUAGAGCCGUUAAUUGAAGCGAAAGUCCAUCAAAUGCUAAAGGUCCUUGUCGGCAAGCUGGAACGAACCCGAGAUCAUCAGGAGGAGACUAAGGCAAGUGUAGUUGCGCUUUCCGAGGAAUAUCAGGAGCAGCGAAGGGUUCUCCAAACCACACUAGCCUCCUUCAAGCACCAAGCUUCUCGAUUUCAACAGCUUCAAGCCGACUUCAAAGACCAUGAGCAGUGUUGCCAUGAGCAAUUGACUGCUAUUAAUGACACCUUGAGUGCUUUCAACGGAAAAACGCAGCUCAGUGAACAACGUACUGCGCGCCGCCUAGAUGAGCUGGCAAGACACCAUCAUGAAACCAUUCGUAAUUCUCUGAUAGAUAUGGAAAAUCAUGUCCUUCAAUGGAAAGGCGAGCUUGAAGGUGUAGUACACCGACAAGUAUCGGAUUGGAGAGUAUGGAGUGAUGAACUUGAAGCGCACUUGGCCCGCUCACAAGGGGUGCUUAGCAGCGUUGCUGAGAUCGUCAACAAACACACUGUCGACUUACGUGAUUUGAUGGAAACUGAACUAGAGAAGCGUAGUGAGGUCCGUUCGUGCCGACGCGAUGUGAACCGCCUGGAAAUGCUGCUUCGGUGUGGCGGUAGUCUUUUAUAUACUAGGGAGGACCGCGAAAUCGCUGACGUCGUGAACUAUCGUGACAACAUUCAACUGAUUGAUCGAGCCAAGGCUUCCGAACCAAGCUCUAUGGUCUUGGUCCAAGAAAUUAGUCAUACUAAGGAGCAAGUUAGUUACCUUGGUAGUCGAAUAGAGGAGUUGGAAAGAUGUCUUGGAGAGCUGAGUCAAACACAUGCGCGUGGCGACGGUAUUGUUAACAGAGGUGGGAUAACUCGGCACGAGGUAACACCGCAAAAGCGUGUUCAGGACGAGGUCCUUACUAGCACUAGACAUCAAAAUUCUGCAACAGCAAACAUGUCGGGUCAAGUACCAUUUCACUCCUAUCUGUCAUCAACGUCUACUAUGAGGUCUCCCUCUGAACGUCAACCGAAGCUAAGCAAUACAAUAACAGGCAAUGUAAAGUCUCGAUUUUGUUCCCCAGAGCAACAACCACACUGGAGAGCUACUCAUUUGGACAAAAAUUCUGCUUUUUUAUUUCCUCUGGAGCGCAGUGGUAGCACUCGGAACUCAGAGCACGAAAAGCCUGUUCAGCGUGUAGUAGCGCUCGAAGCGAGCAUGCGGAAUUCCCGCCCAGGCGAGCAAUAUGUACAUAAUAAAAUUCACCCUCCGCAGUACUCCUCAGUGUUACCUCAUGAGGAGUGUGCGAGCGAAGUUAAGGUAAAGGAAGACCUCAAUACCCCACUCAGUGCCAACAAACGGGAAGACUCUUCUUCUUUCUUGACAUCAAUGCACAAAAGUCUAUCUCUACAAGAGGAUCGACUAGUGACUGACGAUCUGAGACGAGCUGUGGGCAACGAUGCUGAUGUUGAGGAGACCGAUUCAUAUCGAAGCAGAACGGAGUCUGCUACGCAUCACCAGCACCUAGAGGAACAAAUGAAAGGCAACGAGGAUGUCCUGCUAGUACGUCCCGACCAAUACCCGCCAGCCCCUGCAAGUGAUUCAGAAAGCGAGCGAAAUAACUAUAAGUUGUCUAGAUUGGCGAUUGACUAG
This is a messenger RNA of Phytomonas sp. EM1, 1953 nucleotides long. The record is from the annotation of a GenBank genome assembly. NCBI's taxonomy places the organism in Eukaryota, Euglenozoa, Kinetoplastea, Trypanosomatida, Trypanosomatidae.